Molecule: messenger RNA, 3000 nt
Organism: Colletes gigas
Lineage: Eukaryota; Metazoa; Arthropoda; Insecta; Hymenoptera; Colletidae
Gene: mts
Product: serine/threonine-protein phosphatase 2A catalytic subunit alpha isoform
Exons: 7
Coding region: 189-1118 (309 amino acids)
Biological process (GO): peptidyl-serine dephosphorylation; mitotic cell cycle
Cellular component (GO): cytosol
Molecular function (GO): protein serine/threonine phosphatase activity
Source: RefSeq, a predicted model, not a curated record
UGAAUUGAGUAUGACGUCACCGUUAGUACUCGCGAUCGGCCAUUUUGUGAGUGUGUGCUUGAUCGAGAUAUUUGUAUUAAGCUUUUCCAGUAAGACCGAAUGAUUUAGUUUACGAGACAGGCUCGCUUUAAUUUUAUUACACGUGCUAAGAGCGCGGAAUAUUCCUGGACUUUACGUAGAUUCGUACGAUGGAGGAAAAAGCGUCGUUGAAAGAGCUCGACCAGUGGAUAGAACAAUUAAAUGACUGCCAACAACUAACAGAAAGCCAAGUGAAAACUCUGUGUGAGAAGGCGAAAGAAAUCUUAACUAAAGAGUCUAACGUACAAGAAGUAAAAUGUCCAGUAACAGUAUGUGGAGAUGUACAUGGACAGUUCCAUGAUUUGAUGGAAUUGUUCAGAAUAGGUGGCAAAUCUCCAGAUACAAAUUAUCUUUUUAUGGGUGACUAUGUAGAUCGUGGUUAUUAUUCGGUUGAAACUGUUACUUUGCUCGUUGCGCUUAAGGUCAGAUAUAGAGAAAGAAUAACAAUUUUACGAGGUAAUCAUGAAUCCAGACAAAUCACACAGGUAUAUGGAUUUUACGAUGAAUGUUUACGUAAAUACGGCAAUGCCAAUGUGUGGAAAUUUUUUACGGACCUUUUUGAUUAUUUACCAUUGACUGCGCUUGUGGACGGUCAAAUAUUUUGUUUACAUGGUGGUUUAUCUCCAUCGAUUGAUACAUUAGAUCAUAUACGUGGCUUAGAUCGUCUUCAAGAAGUACCACAUGAGGGUCCAAUGUGUGACCUUUUAUGGUCAGACCCGGAUGAUAGAGGAGGGUGGGGUAUUUCUCCUCGUGGGGCCGGAUAUACUUUUGGACAAGAUAUUUCUGAAACUUUUAAUCAUUCUAAUGGCCUGACAUUAGUAUCACGAGCACAUCAAUUAGUUAUGGAGGGCUACAAUUGGUGUCAUGAUCGUAACGUUGUAACUAUUUUCUCAGCGCCGAAUUAUUGCUAUCGUUGUGGAAAUCAGGCUGCUAUCAUGGAAUUAGACGAUGCUUUAAAAUAUUCAUUCCUUCAAUUUGAUCCAGCUCCGAGGCGUGGAGAGCCACAUGUUACUAGGCGGACACCAGACUAUUUCUUGUAAAGAGUCAAACCCCCAGAUUUAACUAUUAAGAGAGACGAAACACACAUCCGCGUAUUUGACGUGUGUCCAACACCAUACAUCUAGACACAACAUUAAUUGUAUACAUAAAAAGAAGAAACAAAUAAUAAUGUACACACGUACCGAUUAAAAAUUCACGUAUAACACUGAGUUCUACAACUUUCAUUCUACUGCUUGUAUUUUUAUUAUCAAAAGAUAAAGAAACGAACAUAAUACAUGGAUUGAACGCAAUAAGUAGAGCAAAUAAAAGUAUGCGCAUGGUAUUUGUUUUGAAACCUUGAACAAAUAUUAAUUGUUUAAAUAUUAAUGUUGUUAAUGUUGUCUAAGGUUUCAACGAGUAUACCAAAAACGAUCAUAGUUUAUAUUUAAGAGAGUGUCACAUAUAAUUAUUAAUACGAAUGGAGCAUGAAAUGUUCUCUUCUCAAGGAAAUAUAAAGAGGGUUGAUGCAACAGUAAAUUUGACACCUAAAAGUUGGUCAAUUGUGUUCAUUCUGUAUUUAUUUUACUUUUGAAAUUAUUUUAUUUCCAACCAACUCGAAAAGAUGUAGUUUCUAAAUCUUUUAUACAAAUUUAAGCACACAAUCAUCUUGUGAAUUUUAAAGAAAGAGCAAAACUUUUGCAUUGAUCCUAUCAAAACUUUCUAAGCGAUACACCCGCGCACGCGCGCAUGCCACACACACACACACACACACACACUCUUUAUACUGAAUGAGAAUUCAUGCAUUCACGAUCAUUAAAUUGAAAAUUGAUUGCUCAUAAUCCUACCGAUGACCUUUUUACUAAUUAAUAGAUAUAAAAUGAUGCUUUUGAUAAAUAAACAUGUGUAAUGCAAGUCAAAGAAACUUAAUGUGUUGUGUCAAAUCAUUCAUAUUCGUCAGUACACAAACAUAUUGUAUACAUGAACAUCGGAUGAAUUCACAGAAUACAUAUGUUCAUAGAAAUAAGCAAAUAAUUUGAGCAUAUGCAUAAUGAAAGCAAAACGAUACAGUAGAAUUAAUAAGGUGAAAAAAUGAAAUGUAUAGAUGCACACUAUAGCAAUUUACUAAGACUGUAAAUCUAAAAGAAAAUAGCACAGAACCAUAUUGUGGAUACAGCAACCCCUUCUGCGUCAUGCAGGGCCGAGCAUUUUUUUGUUUUUUUUAUUUUGUAUCACGUAUCAAGUACAUUCAAUGGAUUAUAAAAACUAAAAAUAAAAUUUCCUACAUAGAAUGAAAAGAAGAUUGUAGUACUACAAUAUAGAAGCAGAUGAGUUAAUUAGAAAUAAGCCUUACAUGAAAAUCAGUAAUAGAUCGUAGAACUUGUAUAGCUAAUUUUGUAUUCACUCUAUUUAUUCUCUCUUCUUAAAGUAUUUCAUACGAUGAAUAAAUUUCAAUAUCGCAGACAAAUUUAUUGUUAAAUUUGCUACAAAACGUUGUAAGCUAAUUAUUUUUUAUUUAUCAAAUUUUCAUCUGUUUUUCUUGUUCCGAUCCAGUUUCAGCAAUCGACAUCAAAUUUUUAUGUGCCUGCAUAUGCAGGUUAUUAUGAAAUUAUCAUACUCUUUGAAUUAAAGUAAAUCAAAUAAAACAUGCUUUUAUAACGAGCCGAUUGAUCACCAAUGCACAUGCAUAAACGUAAUUCAGAACUUAUAUAUCAAUAUGUCUCAACAUAUUUUAUGUUGUGUAUAUAAAUUUCUGGAAAUACGAUCGAUUUAUACCUGUAUAUAAUUAUUCUACACUAUAUGCUUAUUAUAUUUUGUACACAUAAAUUUCAGAUAACGCUUUACUAUAUCUUUUACAACGUUUUUAUAUUAGCCUAAACGAAUGCUUUGGGCAACUGUGAAUUAUGUGUGUGUAUUCGGUUUUUAACUUUCAGUAUACUUCAUUGU